Messenger RNA from Drosophila serrata, 915 nucleotides. RefSeq names its product RNA polymerase I subunit F (gene Polr1F). The record is from RefSeq and is a predicted model, not a curated record. NCBI's taxonomy places the organism in Eukaryota, Metazoa, Arthropoda, Insecta, Diptera, Drosophilidae. Gene Ontology annotation, cellular component: RNA polymerase I complex. Gene Ontology annotation, biological process: DNA-templated transcription initiation; transcription elongation by RNA polymerase I.
GGCUGCCAGAUCUCCAAAUGUAACUCAUGUGGUUGAUUUCGAACGACAGAUUUUAUUAUUUGCUAUGGCAAAAAUCCUACAGAAAUACAUAAAAUUCUCCGGCAAGGCGCUGGAGAGUUACGCUGCCAACCCGGAGUCCUGCGUGCGAUGCAUCAACUCAGACAUGCACUUGGCAAUGGGGCCAUACGGUAUGGCCAGGUUCAAGCACGCGCUCCACGAGCUCCUCAUCCGCACCAAGGUGGGCAUCUACGAUUCCGGUCUCGAUGGCAUAGUGCUUGGCAUCAAGAACAUAAAGGUUCAAGGCCACACGGCGGCAUUGCGAGCCGACGAUCCUACUAUGCACCUAGUAAUUAAUGCGGACUUCUACAUAUUCCGUCCGAUUACCGGGGUCAUUCUGGACGGAGUGGUGCGCCACAUAUCCAAGCACCAAGUCAGUGCCGUCAUCUAUCGUGUGUUUAAUACGACCAUCCGCUUCAGUAACAAGAUGCUCGGCCGCGAGAGUCUGGUCAUGGAUCAGGAGAUUAAGUUUCGGAUCAAGAACUUCGACAUUAGCAAUGCCAUGCCGUAUAUUGAAGGAGAACUGCUGUUGGAGGACGGCGAAGAGCCACAGAACAAAUCCAUAAAGUUUAGCAGCCCUGAACCCGAGAAAAAGGCAAACGACUUUGGGAAAGAGGAUCCCGACAUGUUGGAUGCUCUCUUAGAUUCUUUAAAUGAGUUACCUGAUCAGGUGGAAACGCCGAUUAAGAAAUCACCGCCAAAGCGUAAAAAGGCGACUGUAAACGGUGAGGCGACUACGAAAGCGAAACAAGUGAAAAAAGAAAUAAAAACUGAACCUAUAUAGCCAUAAAAUCCCACUUGUUUUAAAGACAAUAAGUAUAGUACAAAUUACCAAUUACUAUAUAAAAUGCCUACAGA